Molecule: messenger RNA, 2289 nt
Organism: Carassius auratus (goldfish)
Lineage: Eukaryota; Metazoa; Chordata; Actinopteri; Cypriniformes; Cyprinidae
Product: beta-1,3-galactosyltransferase 1
Exons: 5
Coding region: 579-1574 (331 amino acids)
Biological process (GO): protein O-linked glycosylation
Cellular component (GO): Golgi membrane
Molecular function (GO): N-acetyl-beta-D-glucosaminide beta-(1,3)-galactosyltransferase activity
Source: RefSeq, a predicted model, not a curated record
UAAUACAAUGCAAAAUGAUUUGAGUCUGUGAAGCUGAGAGGAAUGGAAGCACUGGUGAAGAUUACUGCAGUUAGGAAACCAUUCGCUGAUCUGCUUGGAGAACGUCCUGACAGAGAGAUAACCGUGUGAUCGGAGAGGGCAGAUCAGACAGGAGCUCACAGCUGAUUCUGUUUGAGAACUUGACUCAAUACACUAAUAAUACUAUCCUGCACUUCACGAGCGAAAAAGACUCAUGUCAUCAGAAAUUAUACAGCACAUGGAGAGUGACUUUUAUGAGUUUGAGAUGAACUGCGGUCUGCUGCUGCUUCAGACAGAUGAUGCAUCCUCCAGCUAUUUACUGUUUCGAUGAAGCAUCUUCCAGCUAUAUGGUAUAAUGAUAAAAGAUUUCACUGGAACAUGCAGAAGAGUGUCAGGGAGCAUUCAAAGACCUGCUACAAAAUCCCACAGCUUUCAUGUGAAGAGAAGACCGCUCUGACAGCUGACGUCAUGGGGUUCUGCAUUCCUGCCUAAGCUACCAUCGCUAAUGGCUGCGAGGCCGUUCGAGAUCUACAGAUCCAAGUCCACGUAAAUGCCUCACAAUGCCUUCAAAAGUAUCAUGCCUCUACGUGUUGACAGUCGUUUGCUGGGCCAGCGCUCUGUGGUACCUAAGUAUAUCCCGUCCCACAUCGUCCUACGUGAGCCAACUGUCCGUCCCGGCGCAUAAAACGGUGAAAGCAGUCAAGAGCAACUCCACCACAACCUUCAGCAACAUCCGCACACGUCCACUGAACCCCCACGCCUUCGAUUUUAUCAUCAAUGAGCCCAAGAAAUGCGAAAUCAAUGUGCCCUUCCUCGUCAUCCUCAUCACGACCACACACAAAGAGUUUGACGCCCGCCAAGCCAUCAGGGAAACAUGGGGCGAUGAAAGCACCUUCAGCGACCUUAGCAUCAUUACACUGUUUCUUCUGGGACGCAGUACAGAUGCGGUGCUCAACCAGAUGGUGGAGCAAGAGAGCGAGAUCUUUCACGACAUCAUAGUCGAGGACUUCAUCGACUCGUACCACAAUCUUACUCUCAAAACGCUGAUGGGAAUGCGCUGGGUGGCCACUUUCUGCAACCAAGCCAAGUAUGUGAUGAAAACGGACAGUGAUAUCUUUGUGAACAUGGACAACUUGGUGUAUAAGCUCUUGAAGCCAGCCACCAAACCCCGACGGAGGUACUUCACGGGAUACGUCAUCAACGGCGGACCCAUUCGGGACAUGCGCAGCAAGUGGUACAUGCCCAGAGACCUUUACCCUGAGAGCAAGUACCCGCCAUUUUGCUCCGGCACUGGGUAUGUGUUCUCGGCGGACGUUGCAGAGCUCAUUUACAAGACGUCCUUGCACACCAGACUCUUGCAUCUGGAGGACGUAUACGUCGGGGUGUGUUUAAGGAAGCUGGGCAUUCAUCCUUAUCAGAACAGUGGCUUCAAUCACUGGAAAAUGGCCUACAGUCUUUGCAGGUACCGUCGAGUCAUUACCGUACACCAGAUCUCCCCUGAGGAGAUGCAUCGUAUCUGGAAUGACAUGACCAGCAAGAAGCAUCUCAAGUGUUAGUGGGAGCUGCCUGAGGAUGUGUAUUUGUGCCCUUUUUUAAAAAUCCCCAUGAUGCACAGAUGGUAGUUCUUUCUUAGAAAUACUUACAUCCUUCUGGGGCAUUUCAAACCACGCCGAGCCUAUUGUUUGAGAAUCGGGUGGGGAAUGUGCUAUUCGUGUUAAUAUUAUAACUGUGCCAGUCUGUCUGGUUCAACAUGCUGGAGUUUCUUUUGGUUCGGGGGCACAACAUUUUGCAUUUUCUUUGCACAUUAUUCUGGUUGUACAAAUGAAAGUACCAUUGCUUUGUUUACUAUCAUGUGAAAGCACCUGCAUUGUUUUACACAUUCAGAAAAAGUAUUUUCUUGAAAAAGAUAACGCAAUGUAUAGUUCCAUAUUUAUAAGUAUAAAAAUUAUUUUCUUACUCCUAGAAGUUAAACUCCAUUGCUUCAGAAAAGCUCAUGUUUGUAGCUAUGAUGUAAAUCUGUAUAACUAAAGUCAUUAACGCUUGAUAUCAAGUAUCAUUUAGUGAGUAUUUACUGUACAUUGUCAAACCUGUACAAAGAUUGUGUAAGGAUGGCAGUGUAAAUGUGGAAUAUAAUGAAAUUCUAAAUUCUCUAGAAUUUGAUUUCAUUGAGGCCAAAAUGUGGUUCAUGUGUUUUCCUUUUUGAAUUGUCUGGUGUAACUUAGGGGAUCUGACAUUUAACUCUGAAAACAAAAAUGAACAUGUUAUCCCCAU